AUGAAAAAAGAGCAGUCCUCGUUUUUGUCAUCUAUGCAAUCAUCGCUUCAAGAAAUUAAAUCUCAGUACACCAAACUGCAAGAAUCCGUCGAUUUCACAUCCACUAAGUACGAUGAGGUGAUAAAUAAAAUGCUCCAAUAUGAGGCUGAAAGAAAGGAAACUAACACCUACAUUAAAAAACUUGAAGACCGAGUGGAUCAACUAGAAAAACUAGCAAAAAACACCUGCCUAGAAAUAAAAAACAUCCCAAAGAAUUCUAAUGAAACCAAAAUGGACCUCGUGAACGUGGUCUUAAGCAUCAGCAAAGCCCUCGAUGCCUCGAUAGCUCAAACCGAAAUCAAGGAUGUCUUCAGGAUCCAUUCAUCUACGGCUAUGAAUAACACCAUUAUAGUGGACCUCACAACGGUUGUAAAAAAGGAAAUCAUAUUGCAAGCUGUUAGAACAUACAAUAAAGCGAACAGAGAUAAUAAACUGAAUACCUGCCACUUGCAUAUCAAUGGACCGAAACCCCCAGUAUACAUCUCAGAUAAUUUGACUAUGAAAACACGGAAAUUAUUUUUCCUGUCUGGAGAAUUCGCUGCACUACAUCACUUUAAACACUGUUGGACAGCCCAUGGCAAAGUGUACAUUCGCAAAGAAGAUGGGGCGAAACGAUAUUGCAUUAACUGUGAAGGAGAUUUUUCCAAGAUUCCUGAAAUAUGA
Messenger RNA from Trichoplusia ni (cabbage looper), 702 nucleotides. RefSeq lists its product as uncharacterized. NCBI's taxonomy places the organism in Eukaryota, Metazoa, Arthropoda, Insecta, Lepidoptera, Noctuidae. The transcript has a single exon. The record is from RefSeq and is a predicted model, not a curated record. The coding region runs from base 1 to 702 and encodes 233 amino acids.